Messenger RNA from Tricharina praecox, 504 nucleotides. RefSeq lists its product as uncharacterized. The annotation marks the transcript as partial. NCBI's taxonomy places the organism in Eukaryota, Fungi, Ascomycota, Pezizomycetes, Pezizales, Pyronemataceae. The record is from RefSeq and is a predicted model, not a curated record. The transcript has a single exon.
ACCGGAGGCAAGAAGAUGAACCUGAAGCCCGGUUCCACCAAGGCAAAGUUCUCGAGCAUCACCGGUCCGGAAAUCUACUAUGACGGGGACAGCCAGAAGUGUUUGUUCGAUUGUUGGACCUCGCUUAACUCGAAGCGAGGAGCGCUACGGAAGGAGAUGAUGGCUAUCCGAAGGAAAAAGGUGAUGACGUUGCCUACCGCCAACUACGGCUACAGCGAUUCGGACGACGAGCUGGAAGCGGACGACUCGGAAAAGGAAGAUACCGAAGAGGACCGACUGCAGCGUGAGGAAGAGGAGAGGCAACGGAUCGAAGAGGAAGCGAAGAGGAAGGAGGAUGAGAAGAAGAGCAAGAGGUUGGAAUUCAUCGAUGGCUGUCUCGACAAAGCUGCAAGAGCAUGUGAGAACGCCGCAUAUCUUUGGCUCAAGGGUGAAGGAUGUAUGGGACACGUCGUGUUCAUCACUCAGCGGAUGAUGGAGGCAGUGCAGCGGAUUCAAUCCGAGAUG